AUGUGGUCUUCGGUCCGUCUAGCCUGCGUGACUCAACCUCCGGCUUGCGACGCCGUUACACUGAUCGAUAUUCGUGACUUCAUCGAUUGGCUGCAGUCGGGUGAAGUUCGGGUGCGUGCAGUUCGGCCGACAUUUGCGUGGUGAGAUGCCAUGUGGCGCUGCGUGUACACUCUCGGUCACAUCUAACUGCCCCUCCCCCUCGCCCUUUCCGAUCAAGGAACCUUUGGAUUGUCUACCAUCCUAUUUCGACAGGGGACUAAACUCCGCCACUGAACAGUGACUUCACAUGUACCGCCGACGCAUACUGCCAUUCGUUUAAGGUGGCAGACUUUUUUCUCUACUCCUCCCCUGGACUCACGGGAUGUCUCUAGCAUGAUGGCUUAUCUCGAAGCCGACAACGCACUUUUUAAUGUAAAAAAGAGCUCCUUUCUCCCUGGUUAAUGUUUGUCUAUUAUCAAGGCUUACGGGCAGACACUUUAAGUCUUACAUUCGCACUGGUUUCGCGCUUCGUUCCGGAUAAUCCUAGGUGUACGGCAAUGUUUUGGACUCAGUUAUCACUCCGUCUCAAACUUUCCCCUCCUCGAGUUUUACUACGACCUGCGCAGACUGUUCGCUGAUCUAAAUCUUCAAAACAGUAGCCUGGUUUCAUUCGUGUUAGAACAUAUUUUCGGAGGAAUCUGGUCUAUUGAGGAAGGCGACUUUAUCAAAACUCUCCGAUAAAUGCCGCUGUCGAAAGUUGUGUGGUGUCGAAAAGAUAAAGAUUCCCAAUCAAAAGUCAGGGAAGACGGUUUGAGUUUGACAACAUUUCACUGCCAGAGAAAGUGCAUACACAAGGGCUCUGUAGGCAGUUGCCGCGAGCGCGCUCCAAGCAAGCUGUUGUCUGUGUCCGCCCUCAGAGUGUUGUGAGCGCGUGUGCGCCCUUUGUUGUCUCCACGUCCGCCAGCCAAUCAGAGUGGGGACAGCGUUGAUUGGCUUCGAGCACUCACGCGUCCCAGUAGCGUAUCGACACGGAGUGUGAGGCGGACAGGACGGCAGCGUGACAAAGGCGGAGGGCGAGGAGACGCGAACUGCCACACCGCGAGGCUGUUCUUUCGUUCGGUGGGAAGUCAGAGAAAACUCUGCACCCUACACACUGUCAUGCAUACGGAACCUCGCCAGUAGAUGAUAAGCCGAUCGCUGAUAGCAUGUGUCUGCGUAAAGGCCUAAAUGGAACUUGGGCUUGCGGAUUUCCGGACCUGGGUAUUGGGAUGGAUAUCGUCGUUUUUAGCAGUCAUACAACCCAAGCCUAGAUGUUAUUCCAGCCAUCACUUAGAGUCGACGCCGAUGUCGUCUUAAGGUCUCAAAAUGUUGCUAGGGGUGAAGACCUUCCGUGCUGAGAUCUGACAUUAAAAACGUUUAGGACGUGUGCAGAUCAUAAUUCCUAGCCAGAAGUUUAAGGAGCAAUAAGUUGCCUGUCGCUUGUCUAAAUAACCGGCUUCCCAGCUCUGUCCAGCACGGCUUUUGUUUUGGUCGAUUCCGCGAAAAUUGUCAUUUAUUUGGGCAAUUAACAAUGGCUUUUGAUCUUGGUAUAGCAUAAACGUUUUCUAGGAGGGUUGGAAUCCCUGGGCAUCUGUUGUCCGCAAUCGAUUACACUACAUCUUAUUUCUCCAAUCACUGUUGAAAGUCGUGGCUGCCCCGUACUUGUCGACCUCCACCCAGACUAUCAUUAUGGUUAUUUAAACCACGAUUUUUGGUCUUCUGUUUCCACAGUCAUUCACAAAAGCUCGUUUUUGUUAUUGGACUGACUGUUGUUUUGGCCUCGUUCAUUCGGAAAACAACAUUCCGUGGGUCAUCAUAGUUUGGUGCUAGCGGGGAGCGAUAUCGUUGGUGCAGUCGAGGUCAGUCAGUCCGUGUGUCGAUGCAAAUUCGGCCGCUUCGUGAAGUCAGUCGUCGGGGUAAUUUAACAGAAUUGAUUGCAGAGUGAAACCACGUCGAAUACCAAAGGAAACAUCAUAUGGUUGUGAGGGGCAGUUACGGAUCAGAACUAGAGCCCUGACCAUCGUGAAGAUAUUUACCGGCAUGCUGGCGAAUUGCAUUACCUAGAAGAAGAAGAAGAAGAAGAAGAAGAAGAAGAAGAAGAAGAAGAAGAAGAAGAAGAAGAAGAAGAAGAAGAAGAAGAAGAAGAAGAAGAAGAAGAAGAAGAAGAAGAAGGAGAAGAAGAAGAAGAAGAAGAAGAAGGUGCGAUCAAUGGGACGGUAUAUUUAUUGGUCUUUUCUUUCGAACUCGAACUGGAGUUCAUCAUUAGAGACUGCUAGAGUGCAGCAACGUGUGAACAGUUAUAUCGUUGUUCCUUGCGGGGGGGACUACGUCCGUGCCUAGGUCUGGCUUGUGCUGCCUGGCCCACCAUGGUCUCCCUGCGUGGUGACGGCGUUUGUACUUCGCGGCGAUGUGAACUGCGCCACCUGGCUGCGUGGGCGGAGUGCAUGAUAACACGCAGGCAAAUCAAUGUGUCUAUUGAUAGAGUUGGUGUCCGACACCCACGUCUCCAACAGUUCUCGCCCCGUCUGGUUGCCGGCUCGCGCCAAUAACCGCGUGUUGGCGAAGUCAAACUCACGGCCUUUCUCCGGCGUGUGAGUGGCAACUUGAGAUAGUGGGUCGCCUCUCCGAACGGCUCGUUUGUGCUCAAGUAUUCGUGAACUGAGACGUCCUCCUGUUUGGCCUGUGUAGUGGCAAGGGCAUUUAUGGCACGGGUUUUGAUAGACUUCGCCUGACUGCUCACCUGAGUCCAGCGGAUCGAUUAUUUUCAUGAUCCUGCUACGCAUGGUAGCCGCCGGAUUAUGAGCGAUGCGCACGUCUAACUCUGACGCAGUACGUUCUGUGGCCUCGGACACAUUCCUUGUGUACGGUAGGGAGUGCCACGUUGUUGCUAUCCACCGUCCCAGUGAUCGUGCCUUCGUCUUCUUCUAAACAAGAACCUGGGAUGCGCAUAUUCUCUUCCUUUUGAUAAUUACAUUACCUUUCCGUGGCCGUCAAGCUCAUCAAUUUCUUGCUUGUCUUCCACGCUCACAGCCCAGCUUUCACAGCUGUAUCGAGGUGCUGACCUGACGGACCCGUGGUGGGCGCGGAUCUUUGUGACCAAUGACAUGCCACGUCGGAGAUAGUGGCGGCCUUGGAAAACUGUGAAAACCCUGAGAGCAGCAACGACUCGGAAGAGGAUGUCAUCCCUACUCUGCUUAUUCGGCAGCAGCCUCUAAUUGAGGCUUUUUAAACUACGUAUUUCUUCAAGUUGACAGCAUCUAAUCCUGAUGAUUGUCUUCUCCUGAUCAAGUAUUUGGCUCGAAAUCAGUUUAGUCCUCAACACCUUGUAAGUGAUAAAGUGGGCUAUCCGGGAAACGAAGAUAGAAGUAUCCCACCAGUUACAAACUAGUGAAUAAGAACAAAGUCGUCACCAGGUAAAAAUGCACGUGCUAGUUCUUUGUCUUAUUCAAUGUUGUGCCAAGGUAUUUUACAAGAGUCUUAUAACUGACUAGCUGGACCCCGCCACGCGUUGCUGUGGCUCAGUAUUUGGUUGUAAAUGCCACUGCUCCUGUCUAAGCUUAGGAAUGUUUGAUUGCAAGCAUGGCAGAAGUUGAGCCGUGUUUUAUUUUUGCUCAUGGCACCAAUCCACAUCUAACGAAGCAGCAGCAGAUUGGGUUUGCGGUGACAUUCCCAGUUGAUUAAGAACUUUGUUCACGAUUUCUGCGUACAUAUCCUCAAUCAAUAUUAACUCCUCGCUGUAGAUUCCUGCUGUGCAAGCCACAUUUAAAUUUUCCUUGCAUAGUUGACGGAAGAUAUCUCUAGCCAUGUGCGAUUUAUAUUUCUCCCGUAAAGCUGUUGGAGAUGAGGAGAGAAUGCGGUCAAUAUGACUGCAAACUCCAUGAAUUUGGUCUGGGUGGGACGUGUUGAAGGCGUCAUUAAUACAUACGUCCCACUGUUGAUCGUUCUCCAGUAACUGAAGAGCCUGACACGCACUGCCAAAAGUGCCUUGCGUAACGCCGUUGGCAGAUUUCAAUUGCUGGAAAGUCGUUGAACCGGGCACAUUCACCAACAGUAUGCGAAGUAAGAUUGGGAUGCACGGUGUGCGGUCUGCCAAUCGAAGUUCCUUGAGUAUUACGGGGUGUCCGUCCACUCGCUCUCCUCGUUUGCGUCGUUUGGAUGAAUUUCUACACACAUCUCCUGUAUAGUACGUAGGCACUUCCGAAUACGGCAGUGUUUUCGCAAACGCGUCAGUUUGGCUUAACGUGGGGAACGCAGUUAAUGUUGUUGCCAGUGGAUCUAAGGCAACCUGUUGCAUAUUUGCAUCGGUAAAGUAAACGCAUUGCCCAUUCUCUAACUGUACUGCAAGUGAACAACACCCAAACUUCGCUCAUGGAUGGGGAAUGAAAGAAUCCGCCACACGGCUUUGUUGCUGUUGACGCAUCUUCCAGCUCAAUACUGUGCGAUUUCAUCAAGUUGUAUGUCCGCAUCCCUUUCUCUCCUUUCGUGUGCGAGGCCGAAAACGGCAAUGUCGCUGCCUUUAUUCACAUACUUACAAAUGUACCUAAUUAAUUUCCCAAAAUUGGAGGUUUUCACGUUUAUGUCAGCUGCGUUUGCUUCUAAAGGCAAAGGCGAAUACGAAACAACCCAGUGGUUGCCGGACUCUAUGUCAUCGAUUCGCAUUCCUACGGUGGCCAACUUGCCGACGUCUUCCGUCGUUACCGGUAACUUCGUUGCAUGCGAAUGCCCGAGGAUAUCUCCGAGAGCAUUUUCCGUCUGUCAUGCCGGGGGUGGGGAGGGGGGAGAAUUGGGAUUCAGUGCACCUCAAGGUCCAUGUAUCCUAUUCUUCGCCACACCUUCAUGCAAAUCGUUGUCCACGUCGGCGUCAGGUAGUUCAGCGCAUAUUUCAACGGCGAUUUCGUUGGAAGUGAUCUUGUUAUAGAGCCAGAUCAAUACAUGUGCAUGGGUCAGCCCCCUUUUUGCCGUUCCUGCUAAUACAUCCAGCGGCGUACAGACCCAACCACCACGUGUUUCACCAUGAAGUUCAUCCGCGAUUACAGUUUCUUUCUGAAAAUACGUUCUGUGAUGUCAUACCUAUUCACCGGCGAUAGCCCAGGAAGUUAAGGCUGAUAAAUAUCCCCCCAAGCUGGAUUGCAUGUGAAUGUAAUGAGCAGGUCUGGACUCCCGUACUGACAAAAGUAAGCAAUUGCACCUCGAGCGUACUUGAGCAUAUGACGUGAUCUGUCUGUGUAUGUGGAUGACAAAGUCGUUAGUGUUACAACAUUAGUUUUAUUAUCGUCGUUUACAACUGCAUCAUGCAAAUGAAUAUAGGCAGAAUGAUAUUACCGACAAAGACAAGGGAGACUGGAAUGGCUUGGUCUGAUUCAAGCGAAUGAAAAGCCGGCAUUCUGUUUCGCUUUUUGCAUACAUAUCCACAAUGCAGUGGUAAAACAAUUGACGGCAUUUCAAAGGGGAAUUACGUACACUCUGUCGAAGCAUAAGUCGGUAGGAGUAGUAGUUCAUUGCGCUGCAUUUCAUGUGCGUUACCUCGCCACUGACUGGAUUUAUCAUCCAACUUUGUAGUGAUAUCCACCGGCACGAUCUCGAAAAGUAAAUGGAUGCUGCGUUGAAAUCGGUCUCCGACUGCCGGCAUAUGCUGGAUGGCAAAAUCCUUAGCCGUCCAACGGUUGUUGUCGCACCGACGUUCACAACAGCAUCACGCAAAUGAGGGUUCUUCAGAGCGCAGCGUGAAUGCUGAGCACGGAGACGUGUUGGACGCAUGUCCGCUGUUCCUCGCUGGUGUCUUUCAGCCACUCCCAGCUGGCUGUGUUCACUCUUUUAUGAACAGAGUAGACCUGAAGCUGCAGAACGCGGUAGCCGUGACCGCAAGCGGGCUUCCGCAAGCCGGGUUGUACGACACUGGGCUGACACUGGGUGAAAGGUCCCUUAUGUGGGUUGUGCGGGGGGGACAAGCAGGCGCUGGUGUUAACUGCAUCCACUCCUCACCCCCCGAAAAUCCCCAAGGCAGCGGUGACGGCACUAUUAUGUCGACUGUGGGACAAUUUUAAGUGGCGUCCAAGUGUUGCGUGCUUUUUUGCUGCAGGGUGAGUGGUUUGCUCUGGCGGCCCAUAUUGCAUCGGCCCAGAGAGGGUGGAGGGCCUGCUCAACUGCCUGCAGGGUGGAUGGUGGGGUGAGCGCGGCUGUCGGACGGGGCACGUGCGUUUGAGAGAAUGGCGGUCAAGUGGCCACAGUCUGGGCGCACAUGUGUCCGCGCGCGAUAUAGGUCAAGUGGCCGCAGCUGGUGGCGUUGUUAUGCCGGAAAAAAUCCAGUUUUUUACUCAUCACAGGCAUACCAUCGGCAUAAUUACACAACUGACCAGCCAAAAACCCGGCCCUAUGCGCGGGUCGGGUUGUGUCCAAAUUUCAGCGCAAUCGGUACAGUACUUUCGGAGAUUAGAUAUAACACAGAAAAAAAACCCUUCCAUUUUUAUAUAUAUAGAUUAAAACAAAACGAACGUAAAUGUCACUACAACCUUCUUUGAAUAAAUCGACUGAUUUGGCGACCUCAUUCUCCCGUGACACCAACGAUCGUACACCACAAGAUCUUGAGAUCAGGGGGGAGGUGAUAUCGCCAGCGCAGUUGACAUAAAUCAGCCGGAGUCCGGAUGCAUACUCUGCACCGUCCAAAUCGUGUGGGGCCCCUUCUGCGAAUCCAGUCCGUUCCCCAAUUUAACGAAUAGGCAACCGGAUGCAACCUAGUUGAAGGCCAAAUCGAAUGUCAGACAACUUGGGAAUGAUUUUAUUGGCCAGAACACGAACACUGGUAAAUACAGAGCAUGCCCUGAUAUUGGAGAUGUUUUUUUGCUAGCAUGUCGUCUAGUUCCAGUAUCUGCCACAGAGACGCCAUAGACCGUAUCGAAUGCGAAGUCAACAAUUCGGAUGACUGUCUGUUGCUGAUUGCCAUGGCGGCAUUCAAGACUGUGAAGCAGGGUAUUUUGUCAGUACACCCACCCCUAGCGGAAAAGUGGGCUGCCAUAGAGACACGCCUACUCUGAUGUCGUCUUUAAGUGGCAAGGGCGAGGAGUUUGGAGUUCAUUACGGGGGACUUAUGUAGCGGUAGAUCUCGCACAAGGGUGCCCCGGCCCCAGUCAUCAGGAACGAGCCCGUCUCGUCAGGUUUGCUUAUUCAAUUCAUAGAACUGCGGCAGCACAGUGCCAACAAGAGACAUGUAGAUUUAAGUGGGCAUACCGUCCCACUGGGCGUCCUUUUGUCGUUCAGUGUCCGUAUUUCAUCCACGAGGUCUACCUCAUGAGGGGGGGAGGGGAGACACAUGGCACUGCGUAGGCUGAGGGGUAAUUAAACUGUGCUGCGGAGACGAGCGUGAUAUUGAUGGUUCGGUCAUCGAAGUUAGAAAGGUGCCUGAAUUGCUCCCAUCAGCGCGGGACUUUGGCCAAUCACAUGGCAGACGGCCUACCGCUGCUCUGGCUAAUAAUUUGGUUACGCUGUUGUGUUUCUCGGGAUGGCCACUUCCAGAUUUGGCAAAUGCACUUGCAUUGGCCCUACUCCGGGUGCCUGUUGCGACCCUUCGACUCCUACACGUGCGUGUGCACGUAAGCGGCAGCCUGGUUCUCGUCCGAUCACACCUUCCCGGCUGGCCAAUCAUCUUCAGGGCCGAAUCAGACGUGCUUUGGCUCAAGGCGCUGUGACGCACACCAGUGAUGAGUACCCGGUCUGUCGAUUGCAGAGCGCAUCAAGUUCCGUAGACGUCGUUGCAUUGACCGCAAUACUUGAAUCAGACUUUUUCUUGAGGUUUCUUGAGAAACACGAGUAAAAGUGCAUCCCCAACAGCCGCUCGGAUUGCUUGACUGAGGGUGUCUCCGCUAGCACUUUGUUUCAAAAAAAGACAGCUGGCGAUAGCAGAAAUACUUUCCUGCGGUUCAUCCUGGCAGUGUCAUACUGUCAUCAUUCAGCCUUGGGCAUUUUAUGCGACAAUCAGCCUGCCAGACUUCGACCCAUUCGUCCUUCGUUAACUUUACUAGCUCACAAUCAACCUUCACCAAGCCCCGUUUUACUAUCCCUAGCCACAUAGGACAGGGGCCAAGCUGCAGGGACAAAGCCCUCUUCUAUGAAGCCUCUCAGGUACCCAAUCUCCUUCUUGUGAGGCACUGCAUGGGCUCUGGCGAGAACUCUGGUAUCACGUAA
Molecule: messenger RNA, 8196 nt
Organism: Spirometra erinaceieuropaei
Lineage: Eukaryota; Metazoa; Platyhelminthes; Cestoda; Diphyllobothriidea; Diphyllobothriidae
Source: the annotation of a GenBank genome assembly